Amphiprion ocellaris (clown anemonefish) is the source of this 4821-nucleotide messenger RNA. It is a transcript of the gene slc25a35, whose product is annotated as solute carrier family 25 member 35. The transcript is spliced from 5 exons. Lineage: Eukaryota; Metazoa; Chordata; Actinopteri; Pomacentridae. The record is from RefSeq and is a predicted model, not a curated record. The coding region runs from base 114 to 1010 and encodes 298 amino acids.
AGUGGGGUGUUCGGGCUGUGGGAGGGGAAACUCUGAGCAGCCCGCUGACAUGAAGGGAAGGUCGGACUGUUAGAGGCCUGAAGUCCGUAUCUGUCCUCCGGCCGGUGCUCGUCAUGGACUUCGUGCUGAGCGGAGCGGCGGCCUGCGGGGCCUGUCUGUUCACCAACCCGCUGGAGGUGGUCAAGACGCGGAUGCAGCUGCAGGGAGAGCUGAAGAGCCGCGGCACCUACCAGGUCUACUACCGCAACGUGUUCCACGCUUUCUACACCAUCGGCAAAGUGGACGGACUGGCCGGCUUGCAGAAAGGGCUGGUGCCCGGACUCUUCUACCAGUUCUUCAUGAAUGGAGUCCGGCUCGGCUCGUACGCCAUCAUCGAGUCCUCGGGUUACAUCCACACCAACGGCAGGGUCAGCGCGGUCAAAACCACCGUAGCCGGAGCGGUGGCCGGAGUGGUGGGAGCCGUGAUGGGCAGCCCCAUAUACCUGGUGAAGACUCAUCUGCAGAGUCAGUCUACCUCCUGUAUCGCAGUUGGCCAUCAGUACAAACACCAGGGGAUGAUCCACGCUCUGGUGGCCAUCUACAGGGAGCAGGGCGUUCUGGGGCUGUGGAGGGGCUCCAGUGCUGCUGUGCCGAGGGUCAGCGUGGGGUCGGCCGCUCAGCUCAGCACCUUCUCCUCCUCCAAGGAGCUUGUCAUUGACCUGCAGGUGUUUCCAAAGAACAGCUGGUUGGUGGCCCUGAGUGCCGGCAUGAUCAGCAGUGUGGUGGUGGUGCUGGCUAUGACGCCUUUUGACGUGGUGAGCACACGCCUCUACAACCAGCCUGUGGAUCAUUUGGGCAAGGGGCAGCUUUAUAAAGGAUUCACUGACUGCUUUUCCAAGACACUGAAGAAGGAGGGCUUGACGGGACUCUACAAAGGCUUGGGAGCCUCUUAUUUCCGACUCGGCCCUCACACCAUUCUGUCUCUGUUCUUCUGGGAUGAACUGCGCAAAUUUUACAAGCAGUUCAGAUAACACCAGGCACGAGGAAAAUGGGUAACUCAUUAAGUUCUGAGUGCACAGGUUAAAUGAAUCCUCAUUUAAUGAGUUUACGAUUUUGAGGUGAAAGAAAAACCAGGAGAUGCUCUGCUUUCUUAAUGGCAAAGAGCAAAGGUAACGUUUUACACUCCAAUGAGAAAACACAUUGUAGGCAAAAAGUGUCAGGAAGGAAGGCGAAAUAUCAAAACUGCAUUCAGGAGCUCAAUAAUGUACCUGACAGACAUCAUAAAUGCACUUGGAUUUGUCUUGGUGACAAAUGUGCACAGAUAUAACUGUACAAGAGGCUGUGCGUCCUCCAGAGAAAGUACAUCAAACAUUAUCACUCUUUUAUAGCUCUUAAACUCUUUAACUUUGUCAUUCCAAAACAUAAGAAAGAAACAAAGAACCUGCUUUCAGGAGAAAGCAUCCAAUGUGGCCUUCAGACUGAGAAAAUGCCCACAGCCACUUACCUACAGCCACAUCGCUAUGAUUCAGUCUUAUUAAAUGUGUGUGCUGAAGCCGAGCUGAAGAAAAUGUGACAGUUAUAAAAAUGUCCUGCAAUGACCUCGUGUUGGCAGGAGAUGACUCAGACUAUAAUAUAGCGACAGAAGCAAUAAGUCCUGGAAGCAAAUUUGCCUUUAAGGUAACAAGUCUUGUACGAGUCAAACCUGCUGAUCACUGAGUCACCAGUGAGUUAGUCAGCCAGAAGCUGGCCAAACUGAACUUGGAUGAAGUUUGGUGAAGUCUUGAGUUUGAAUAGCUUGAAUAACUCCAAUAAAGCUAAAUCUAAUGGCAAUGUAUAGAAUAAGAUAAGUUGAAUAGAAAAAGGGAAGACUGUAAAGGGAUUAAGGGCAGCUCUUGGCCAAGGAAUGACAUCUGUAGUAGACUAUAAUGCUUCAAAGUUUGGUCUGUAGUUUUCACAGCAGAGGAAGAAAAAAACUGUUUGCAUCUAAUAUGCAAACAAAGCAUAUAGUUUGCCCAAUGAAACUACCAAAACAAGAUGUGAAAGCUAUUGUUGUACAGGAUGUCUGCUACAGUCACUGUCGGGAUGCAUCAAGGAGGUUACAUGUUUUUUACAGAAGAAUACAGUGUGCACCCAUUGUGGUUUUAGUUACUGAUGACAUGAUGCAGCAUAAAUAUGAAUCUGGUGUUCUGUGAGGGCAAAAAUGAAAAUAUCCCAUUUAAACAAGGGAGUAGAAGCAUGUGUUUCAUUCUUCAACUGCCUUCAGUAUAAUUCUUAGUAAAUAUUGUGGAUAUGGGUCGUUCUGACCAGAGACCAGUGUACUGACAUGUAUAUACAAAUACAAUUCAGAGCAUGUUAAGGGUCAUAUUUGUUUAUUAGGGACCGAAACAUAAACCUACAGUUGUAAGUGACUAGAUUGAUGCCAGACUACAGCCUAAUUAGGCUAUUAUAUGUGUGUUUGGCAUUUAAAAUACACAAUAAAACCCAAACAAUACUAAUUAAAGUAAAUGAGGAAAGACUCCUCAGCGUCUGUCAUAAAACAGUUUUCUUCAGUGACUCUUCAUGAAUACAUAUGAAGUGGUAGAACCAGAAACACUGACAGGUUAAUUACACAUUUAUAGAUAUGUUUUAAAGUGCCAAAAGUACUUUUACUUUUAGACAUAUUUUACAGAACUUUACGUAUUAGUGCAGCACCAUCGUUUUUCCUUUAUAUAUUACUAAUGAACAAUUAAAAUUUAAAAAAAUAGAUGAGUUAACUUUAUGAAUCGUUGUCUUUAUGCUACAUGAAUUUAUUAUAUUAAUUUGGGUCCAGACUUCUUAAUUCUUUCCUCUGUGUUUCUACAGCUGUAAUAUUCAGUAUAUGAAGUAAUUUCAGAGACACAGUGUUACACCUUUACGCAUGCUCACAGAGAGCUUGUCAGUGAAGCUUGACAUGCUUUUUCCAGUAUUUUAGAAAUGCUCAAAUGUACUGAUUCACUUGUGAUGGCAAAAUCCAAAUGAUUAUCUAAAUGUAAUUCAAUUAAUUGCAGCAUUUAGUGUGUUGAAAUAGUCCUGAACGCUUUUCCAGCGCAAGUUUUCUUUUCAAAAUUGACAAAAACACUCUUCUUCUAAACUCAUUCUAAUAUCAGAAGCUUGUUACUGAAUGAUACUGUCUGCCUAAAUAAUCCACACACAACAAAGACACAAUAAAUUUCAGCAAUUUGGCUUUUUAAAUUUUUUUUUAAAAUUAUGGCAGUUUUUUGUUACUUGUUGCCAAUGAAUAUCAAAAUUAAUAGUUUUACAAUAUAUUUCCGCAAGAGUGACAACUUUUUGCAGGUUAUUUAUUCCAACUGAGACACUCCUGCCUAUUAAUGAUAAUAUUUCAGUGUUUGAAAAACUUUAAGACAGUGGAGUUUCCUUGAAUGUUGAAGAAGUGUGUUAAUUUGCUGAACAUUCAUCAUCACAGUAUCAGUGUGCUGCUCAUUCAUGGUUCUAUGAAGCCUUUAGUCCAACAGUCAGAUUACCAUCAAAUGGACACUGUUUUGGACGCUAAAGUAACACAAACUGUUGUCUGUCCUUUGAGCCAGAUUUGGUGCUUUCUUCUUAAAGUGUAUUAUUCACGUCAAGGAGUCAGGAAUUUAAUGAAACAGUAUCAGUUAUCGGUCAGCAUCUUUCCAUGUGACAGCACAAUGUGUUUGUCAUAAAUGCACUGUAGCUAUAAGAACACAUUUUUGUCUGUUAAACUUCCAUCACAGACAGCAGAGUAAUGUUACUUGAGUUUAUUUUAUAUAAUGAAGUUGAGGUUUUGGUCUUCUUUUAGGAACAAUAUAUCCACAGAGAGGGUUGCCGUUUUUCUACUUUUGAAGUUACUUUGUUUUAUUUUGCUCAUUUGUGCUAUAAAUGCUGUAUGUGGUUCCACUUGCCAUUUUAUUAUGUAAAUGAACAUAUUUUUCAUUUUGUCGGAUGAAGUGAAUCCAAGUGGUCAAGGUCACUGUACUUAACUCCAGUAGCUGCUGUACUGUAUGUUUCAAUUAUAAAUAUAAGGUAUAAUAAUUAGGGAUGCAUGAUGAUAACGGCUCAUCAUCAGUAUCAACUGAUCGGCGUAGAAUGAAGGAUGAGAAUAUUACAUCUAAACAAAUACAGCCUGUUUUAUGUUUUCUUAUUCUGCCCAGUGAAUGCAUUUAAUAAACAUUCUAUUUCAUGUCUGCACCUGCCAGUGGACCAUCAGAACAAUCUGAAAAAGGCCAAUAUUGACCAGUAAUAUUGAUUUUUAUCUAUGCUUAUUCCACUUUUAGAGAGAUCUGCUGUUGUGUGCAAAUAGACUGAAAAAGUAUGCGUGUAUAUCGGUAUCUGCAAUCAGCCGAAAUGAGUCGUAAAAUAUCGGCAAGAACCCAGUCUCAUGGCUCCCUAAUUAGAGUCAGAUUACAGUAGUCUUCCCCAGACCACACUAUGAGACUAUGACAUAUUGUCUUUUAAAUAAUAGUUGAAGCACAUCUGAUCACAAAUGUCAAACUUUGUGCCAAACCUGUGCCAUCAACGGUCAACAAUUCCCCCACCUUUCCCUGCUUCAGCCAUGCCAUUAAAAUAAAUUACAGAGAGAGGUUGGAAAAUGAUGUCAAACAUGUCUGAAAAUCCAUUUUGUCAUAUUAUUACUUUUGUUUGGAAACUGCUGAACUCACUUGCAGAUGGUUUCACUGUAAAGAUCAAACCUCUUUCCAGCUCUAAGAGGUGAGAAGGGUUAAUGAAUGUCGGUUACAUUUCAUGAAUGUGUUACAAAAUGCACUUCCUAUCAUGGGAUGUCAAUAUUUAUGUGCACUGCACAAGGAGAGCCAAUAAAUUAUCAAAUUAUGUCUUUAUUGACAGACA